Messenger RNA from Aspergillus heteromorphus CBS 117.55, 1752 nucleotides. RefSeq names its product ATP synthase D chain, mitochondrial. Gene Ontology annotation, molecular function: proton transmembrane transporter activity. The record is from RefSeq and is a predicted model, not a curated record. The transcript has 6 exons. Gene Ontology annotation, biological process: protein targeting to membrane; proton motive force-driven ATP synthesis. The coding region runs from base 310 to 1416 and encodes 368 amino acids. Lineage: Eukaryota; Fungi; Ascomycota; Eurotiomycetes; Eurotiales; Aspergillaceae. Gene Ontology annotation, cellular component: nascent polypeptide-associated complex; cytoplasm.
GCGGGAUGACAUUCACACAGCUUUGCGACUUCCCAACUACUACAACAAGGCAAAAAAACCCCUCUCAUCCACCACAGCUCUCUGUUCUACCUCCAGGUGAGUCCAGAUGGAAUUCCUAUCCGCGAAAUCGAAUUCUACGCUUGAUUUUGGCCUAUUCCCGCGGAUUUGUGGGUGUACCACGGUCUGAGGGGAAUAUCCUCGAGCCUCCCACUUCCCAGCCGACCCAGCCCAGUCCCGCAGAGCAAAUUGCUGACCAUCCCAUCCCCCCCCAAUCCCCUCCAGCCCUUUUAGGCUUUCUCAAUAUACAAAAUGGCCGACCCCCGUGUUGAAGAGCUCCCCGAUGAGGAGGUCCCCAAGACCCAGGUUGAGGAUGCCGGCAGCUCCUCCGAGUCUGAGGCUGGCGAUGAGCCCACCAUCCCCGGUGGUGCCGCCGUCACCAUCCACUCUCGCAACGAGAAGAAGGCUCGCAAGGCCAUUGGCAAGCUCGGCCUGAAGCACGUUCCCGGCAUCACCCGUGUCACUCUCCGCAGACCCAAGAACAUCCUCUUCGUCAUCAACCAGCCCGAUGUCUACCGCUCCCCCACCAGCAACACCUGGAUCAUCUUCGGUGAGGCCAAGAUCGAGGAUCUGAACGCCAGCGCUCAGGCUUCCGCUGCCCAGCAGCUGGCUGAGGCCGCUGCCAACGAGCACGCUGGUCACGACCACGACCACGACCACGAACAUGACGACGUCCUCGGCAAGAAGGUCCCCGAGGCCGAGGCCAAGAAGGAGGAGGAGGAGGAUGACGGCGAGGCGGUCGACGAGUCCGGUCUCGAGGCCAAGGACAUUGAACUGGUUAUGGCCCAGGCUAAUGUGUCCCGCAACAAGGCCGUCAAGGCUCUGCGGGAGAACGACAACGACAUCCGUAGCGCCGCUCUCAAGAUCGACUGGACCAAGUUGACCGGCUCGCUCGGUCUCCGCGGCCAGACCGCCGCCUCUCUCCAGGCCUUCAAGAAGCGUAACGACGAUGCGCGCCGCAAGGUCCAGCUCCUGUCCGAGCAGGCUCAGACCGUCGACUUCGCCCACUACCGCGAGGUCCUGAAGAACCAGGCCAUCGUCAACCAGAUCGAGAACCACUUCAAGACCUUCAAGCCCGCCACCUACGAUGUCAGCCGCCAGCUGAAGGCCAUCGACGCUUUCGAGGCCCAGGCCAUCCAGAGCGCUGAGGAGACCAAGGGCAAGGUCGAGGCCGAGCUCCGCAACCUGGAGAAGACCCUCGAGAACAUCGAGACCGCCCGUCCCUUCGAGGACCUCACCGUUGACGAGGUUGCCGCUGCUCAGCCCGAGAUCGACGAGAAGACCGCCUCCCUUGUCUCCAAGGGCAGAUGGAUGCCGGCCGGUUACAAGGAGCGCUUCGGCGACAUGUCCGUUGUUUAAGCGGAUUGACUUUUUGUAUCUCCUACCGUCUCUCUCAUCCUUCGAUCGGUUAAUCGCACAAAGAAGUCUCCCUUUGUUGCCAAGCAUGUUGGCCAGCUAGGAUACCCUUGGUCACUGGCAGUGUGGUUGCGGUUGUCGGGUUAUGUAUAGAAACAAUGUUGAAUUUAUCAGGUUCUCUAUAUUUGGCGGGCUGCUGUUGUAUGCCACCACCCUCAACCUCUGCAUCUCGCGUCUCACAUCUCGCAUAUUGUUCUGCAUGUGUUGAGCAGUCUGUCCCCCCAUGUUAUGGUUGGAUUGCAGAGUAUAGAUAUCCAGUGUGCAAUAUUGCAACCACGU